Toxotes jaculatrix (banded archerfish) is the source of this 5186-nucleotide messenger RNA. RefSeq names its product zinc finger and BTB domain containing 22b (gene zbtb22b). Lineage: Eukaryota; Metazoa; Chordata; Actinopteri; Toxotidae. Gene Ontology annotation, biological process: regulation of transcription by RNA polymerase II. Gene Ontology annotation, molecular function: protein binding; RNA polymerase II cis-regulatory region sequence-specific DNA binding; DNA-binding transcription factor activity, RNA polymerase II-specific. The coding region runs from base 121 to 2502 and encodes 793 amino acids. The record is from RefSeq and is a predicted model, not a curated record. The transcript has 5 exons.
CGAAGAACAUUUUUUUAACAAUGCUCCUCAAACUUCGGGGCCUGGGUGAACGGGCCGGACACGGCGCCUUCAGCUCGGCCGGAGACUGCACUCCGACGGGCUGCUCUGCCAUCUGAAGCGAUGCAGUCCCUGCCCAUGGAAGUGGGCAGCAGCAGCAGCUCAGCUCCCAGCGACACACCUGGCUCGAUGGUACAGGUGUGCUUCCCCAGCGCUCAGGCCUCGGUGCUGGACAGCCUGAACCGGCAGAGAGAGGACGGCAGGCUCUGUGACCUCUCCAUCCACGUCCAGGGACAAGUCUUCAAGGCUCACCGCUGCGUCCUGGCCGCAUCCUCGCCCUACUUCCACGACCAGGUAGUACUGAAGAACAUGUCCACAGUCUCCAUCCCGGCGGUGAUGGACCCGCUGGCGUUUGAGAGCGUGCUGAGCUGUGCUUACACCGGGCAGCUCCGCAUGCUACGAGACGACAUCGUUAACUACCUCACGGUGGGCAGCGUCCUGCAGAUGUGGCACAUCGUGGACAAAUGCACCGAGCUGCUGAAGGAGGGCCGAGCUGCAGCUGGAGGAGGGAGCAGUGGAGGAGGGGGCGUUCAGGACAUAGCCGGUGAGGGAGGAGGUGCUGGGUCAGCUAACCCCGGGUGUAGCAGCAGCAACCCUGACGGCGGCGCAGCCGGUGGUAACGAAGCUGGUGGCGAUGGUGGUGUUGGUGGUGGUCAGCCCCAGGUCGUGGGGUCCAACGAGCCCCAGCGCACCUCCCAACCUCCCAGCCGCCCGUCAGUGAGUGAGAGCCAGUCCCCCAGCAGCACCAACUACUUCAGCCCCAGAGACGGGAGCAGUUUUGGGGGAAGCGGUGCGGCCGCAGCUGGGGCUUCAGUGGACGGAGGCGGGGCUAGCAACACCCCCAGCUACUGCACCCCAUCAGGAGGAGAGGAGGCCUUUCUUAUUGAGGAAGAGGAGGAGGAGGUAGAGGAGGAAGAGGAGGAGGUGUUGUACCAUCAAAGGAAGAGAGGAAGAGGAGGAGGCAGCGGGAGGAGGAAGAAAAUGAGCUCAGUGUCAGAGCAGGAAGUCGGGGUCAGUGACAGCUUUGGUGUGUCGUCCUAUCAGGAUGGCGAGGACUCAACGGUGCCGCCAUCGCAGAAGCGUCCCACCUACAGCCAGCCCAGCAUCAUGCCUCGUAAACAGUGGGUGGUGGUGAAAACCGAACGCUCGGAGGACGACGACCUCAUCGUAGUGUCCGGGGAGGAGGGAGGAGACGAGGAGGAGGACGAGGACGAGAGGGAGGUGGAGCUGGCCAGAGCGAGGGAGAGAAGCGACUUCAACAUCUCCAACGUCAGGAGCCUUUCAGCUGAGCUGGGAGGCAGAGCUGAGAAUGACAUGGACUCGCAGAUGGAGUACUGCCAGUCCUCAGAAGACUACCUCAAGUUCGAAGGCAGUUUAAUGGACCAGACGUUAGCUCAGCACCUUCAUGACAGCGCUGCGGGUCAGAGCCAGAGUGCUAACCAUGCUGUCUCAGCGCUGCUGGGCCAGGUUCAGUCUGCAGCCACAGCCCGGGCCCAGCUUUUGCCCCUGGACAUGCAGGGGAACCAGAUCCUCCUCUACAGCCAGGCCUCUGGACUCUCUCUGGACGCUGCUGUCCCGCCUUUGGGGAUGGCAGGUGGUAUGAUCGGGGCAGCCUCUUUCAAAGGUCCCAGUCUGGAGCACGGAGCGGUCCACCUGUCGGUGCAGGGCGGCUUGGGGGUGGAUGGCAUGGACAGCGGGGGGAUUGGAGGUGGAAGUGGCAGCGGUGGCAGCAACAGCAGCUCCGGGGGUUCAGGGAAGGUGUUUAUGUGCCACUGUGGUAAGACCUUCACCCACAAGAGCAUGAGGGAUCGCCACAUCAACAUGCACCUGGAUCUGAGGCCUUUCCACUGCCCUGUCUGUGCCAAGAAGUUCAAGAUGAAGCAUCACCUCACAGAGCACAUGAAGACGCACACGGGCCUGAAGCCGUACGACUGCCUCGGCUGCGGCAAGAAGUUCAUGUGGCGCGACAGCUUCAUGAGGCACCGCUCGCACUGCGAGAGGCGCGGCGGGCUGGGGGAGAGCGGGGAGGGUGGGAGCGGUGGUGAGGGAGGGAGAAGAGGGGGAGCGGCAGGUGAGGAUGGGCCGGAUCUGAUUUCCUCCCCUCACCUCCUCCUGUCUGCAGGUGAGGGUGGACAGGGUAAUAUUCUGGGAGGAGGAGGAGGGAGAGGAGGAGUGUCUGUUUCUUCUCCACUUCUUUCCGGCGCUGUUCUGUCGCCGCAGCACGGCGGCGUCUCAGCCACAGGAAGUAGCGGCAGUAACAACAGCGUAAGUAACAGCGGCAGCGCCGCUCUGAGCAGCAGCGUGGCGGCCACGGGGGCGCUGCUCGGGAUCGUCUCUCAGAGUCCAGGUCAGGGACCCGGGAUGUUCGGUGGUCUGGGGCUGGGUCGAAGUGUGUGUGAUGAAGACGUGUGUGAAGUCAGUGCCAAUGAAAGUAGCGUGACUUAAACCAAAAGUGUGUGUUAAAUCCAACGGGCGCCUCGAGGUGAGAGAACAUCCGAGCUCCUGGUUCCUGUCGCUGCUCUGGAAAUGUUGUAAACUUUGUUCCUCUGAAACACUUUAGCUGCCAACACUCAGCAGGAAGUGAGCACUUUGUCCAGAACAGGGAAAACAGGUGAGGCUCCCGUUGGACACACGACCUAAAGAACCUGUAGGUGUUUACAGAAAGAUGGGCGACUGUUGUGGUGUGAAGUUUCUCUGACAGACUUCUGGUUCUGCCGAUUCUGUCUGAAGUUCUUGUUCCGCAGAGACUUUGGGAACUUGCUUCCGAAAAAGUGGCCUCAUAAAAAAAACACGGACCUUUUGUCUCAGUGAGUAAGCUAUUGUUUUAAAUAUCUAAGAUGUUACUAAAGUUUUAUUUUUUUUUGGUUCUGCAGGAGAAUGUGUGCUGGUCGAGAGGAAACCAAAAACGAAAAGACAGUGCUUCACUAACUGUUACCUUCUGUAACAUUAUAGUAUCAGUAGAGUAGAAAAAUGGCUGUUUGAAUUUGCUGUGAUUUUCUGCAGUAUUGUAUUGUGAUUUAUUGCUGUAACCAGAUUUUUAAAAAAAACACAAAACUGCGAGAGAAUAAUACAAAUGAAGGAAAAGAUGAGAUUUACGUAGUGAAACCUGAAAAUAGGCACAAGGAUUUAAACAGAUCUCGAAGCAUCGUGGCUCAUGAAGCUCACUGUGAAACUUUCGAAGACGCAAACUUUGCAGAUUUGUGUUUUUUUUUUUUUUUUUUAAGUCCUCACAUCAGCAGCGAUUCAUCUUUUCUUGCCUCAGUGCCCCGUGUGAACAACUGUCAGCACUGCCAUGUUGUUUUAGAUGAAACUACGGUGCGAUCCUGGAUUAUAGUUACGGCACAAUCAUUUCUCCUCAUCACACAGGAAGCCUGACAGAUCCCCGACACGUGUACAGGGAAGGAUAUUUACCCGACAGGAACACUCUGUCUUUCAGCUGCUUACUCAUUUGCCAGUUUUGCUGCUGUUACCUGCUUUCACUUUCUUAUGUUACUGUUCACAGAGUUCUCAUACUUAAAGGAGUAUAUUAUUCUUACUGUAAAUAUAUAGAGAUAUAUGUCACCAGACCUGUAACAAAUACUAACUUUAAGUACUGAUGCAUAUGACGCCGUCUGGUUUUGCUUUGGAAGGACUUGAUCAGUUGUAGAGAAGGUUUUUGAAAGUGUUCCACGCCGAGUUUCCCAAAAUCGAUCUUAUCCUUUGGUGAAUCUCUUCACCAAGUAUGAAGGAGGUUUGGGGAAACCUGGUGACUGUAGAUGGCAAUUUUAUCUAAGCUAUACAGUGUAUAGUGUGAAUACCUCCUCUGAAUGGUAGAGUUUAGUCAAGUUAUGGACCCAAAUGAAAAGAAAACAUUUUUCUGUAGCUGUUACACACAAAAAAAGUCACAUACUUGUUUUAUUCUUUUUACUUGACAACAUUUCGUUAUGAACAGCUCACUCCAUUUCAUUUCCUCCUUUGUGUGGAAUCACUGGUCUUUAGAUUCCAGUAUUUUCCUCUGGUGGCUUUUUCCUUCUUGCAGUAAUUUUAAAAGCAUCAUAGCAUCGUGCAGGUCCUGACCUCCCACACGUUUUUAUUCUUUUUUCCCUCUUAGGUCGCAUUUACCAGCAGUGGUUUUGGCUUUGGUCUCACACCCGUCUUUGCUUUGGUCCUGGAUGUGAAUGGGAAUAAAAAUGUUCCAGGUACGUUGUUGUGAAAAAGGCACCAGUUUGAAACACGAGCUAAAGGCUGGUUUGGUUCAAAUGGCAAAGUUUUCUGAUAAAUCCAGAUCGACAGAGAAAGAUUUAAAAAAUAAAAUCCGAUAACAACCCAAAAAUGAAUUAAUCAGUAAAAUAACCUGUAAUAAAAACCCUAGUAGUAGUAGCCGUGUUUUACCACUGCUGGAUAAAUGUUAGCAGACUGUGUCGGUGCCAGUUUUCCUUGUGGGAGUUCAGAGCUUCAAGUUCAUCUUUGUUUACUCACAAUAAAACAAAAAUGAACUUUUUGCUUGAUUUGAUUGAAUUUGACUGUUGAAAUGUGACCUCACAGUUUUUAUUUUACAGUUCUCCACUUUACUCAAACACCAUGUUCUGUUCUGGACCCUGGUUAAAAUACACUGUUAGUUCUGUGCUGUAUCUACACUGGGACUGCUGAAGUUACAGGAUAGUAUCAGUACUGUGUGAUGCAUUUAGGGACCAAACUGAACAUGUACUGGUACAACUACUGAACAGACACACUGACGGGGGUAAUACACUGCAGACUGUGCACAGUAUAAAUACUUUGCUGCCUUUGGUUUUUCCAGUUGUGUUUGUUAAAGUUUGUAAAAUGUUGUUAAAUGUGAGACAUUUAAGGUUCAUGUGCCUUUACCAGCUCGUUGACCUGCUCGUUUGUCACUAAUUAUUUACAUAUCUUACUUAUUCUAAAAAAAAAAAAAACAUACUGAUUACUGAUUCAUCUGCUUUAACAGAAAAACUAUGGAAUUCAACAAAAUAUUUUGCAAUUCAAGGAAAACAUGGGUUAAUAAAGAGGAAAAAUAUAUAAUUUGUGAUAAAAUAAGUCAAGCGGCUUUUGUUCUGAUGCUCACUGAUCAGUACUCAGACGUGUGCCCCCUGUGGUCACAGCUGGUACUGCUAUAAAAGAUGAACAUGAUUUAA